UACAGUAAUGGCACCAAGAGGCAUAAUAUUGUUGUCAAUGAUUCUCACAUGGUUUCAUUCAACGCCCGUUAUUGCGCGAAGAUUUUCCGAGAAUGAAUUCUUUUCGUUUUCCGGGCGAGUUCCAAACAUUAUCGCGAAACCUUCUUGCAAUAGUCAGCCAGGAUACGUACACAAUAAUGUCAUUGAAAUGCCACAUGGAUGCUGUGAAGCUCCGUUACUUCUACCACAGCCAUUUGCACCGUCUCCUCUUACAACGACACCGCAUCAAAUUGUCGCUUUGUCAUCAACAACAAUGAGAGGUCCCACAUCUACUGAAUCACCUACAACUUUAACCACUGAAACAACGUCUUCUACGACAAAUAGUAUUUCGCCUUCAACAAGUCAAGUUUUAACAACGACUUCUCCUGCGACAAAGCAAACUGCUCAACCUACAACUAUUUCGACUACUACACCGAUCACCACUCCAACAGCUACGCCUUCGCUACCCACAACAGAAACUCCUUACUCACUCAUCUCGACAUCAUCUACAACAGACUCAAAUCUUUGUGAGAAACCCAGCUUCGAAGAACAGAACAAGGCAAAGCAGAUUAAACUUGCAUUGCCUAAUCGCAUCGGGUCAGCCCGGCAUGAGUGUGAAAAACCCUUGAUCGCGUAUCCUAUCAUCAGACCGCUAUCUGGAUGUAAUUCCCAUGGUCACAUCAUCUUGAAAAAACAAUCGGCGAGUUCUUUCUGGAUUCCUUUGCUGUCCGAGAUGAACGGAGAUCGAUGA
Toxorhynchites rutilus septentrionalis is the source of this 769-nucleotide messenger RNA. RefSeq names its product integumentary mucin C.1-like. The coding region runs from base 8 to 769 and encodes 253 amino acids. The record is from RefSeq and is a predicted model, not a curated record. The transcript is spliced from 3 exons. Lineage: Eukaryota; Metazoa; Arthropoda; Insecta; Diptera; Culicidae.